AUGUUUUACGGUGUCGGGAUCGUCUCGCUCAUCAACUUGCUCGCGUUCCUGUACGUGAUGAGGGAAAUGCAGUUUGGUAUGGCUUCGUCCAAGCGCGGCGCCGAAGCUGUCGUUGACGAAGCCGCCCUCGCCAAGCACGAGAGCCAUCUCGCUGACGGUGAAAAAGCUCGUUUGAGUUACGCUUGA
This is a messenger RNA of Aphanomyces invadans, 186 nucleotides long. RefSeq lists its product as hypothetical. The transcript has a single exon. The coding region runs from base 1 to 186 and encodes 61 amino acids. The record is from RefSeq and is a predicted model, not a curated record. Lineage: Eukaryota; Oomycota; Saprolegniomycetes; Saprolegniales; Verrucalvaceae.